This is a messenger RNA of Desarmillaria tabescens, 2327 nucleotides long. RefSeq lists its product as uncharacterized. The transcript has 9 exons. The record is from RefSeq and is a predicted model, not a curated record. Lineage: Eukaryota; Fungi; Basidiomycota; Agaricomycetes; Agaricales; Physalacriaceae. The coding region runs from base 74 to 1828 and encodes 584 amino acids.
CGGCGGCUGCCGGCAGACUUCCUAACUGGGUUGUCGCUGGCAACAUCCCCUUUCGUCUUUCUUUCACAUUAUCAUGGCCGAUUUUUCUCAGUCCUCAGCGAACAGAAAAUAUCUCUCCGACGACGAGAUUGCCGAAGUCGCGCGAAAGCUACGUAUUGCUGAUCCCAACAAGGACAACGGCGUCUUCAACAGCGUGACUCGCAUGGAGGCGCUCAUCUGGCUAAAGUGUAUGGGUGUCUCCGGCCUAUCACCUCCAGAAGCACGCGCCUUGUCCGACGAAGAAGUCAUCGAGAAACUCCGCUACGCGUUGUGGGAUUCUCAAAGGAUUGACAAUCUCUUUCACGGGAAAACUUACCUGACCUCUUCCAAACUUGACGUUACUACGUUUCCCGUCUGGCCAAACUGGGAGAAAGAAAAGACUGAACUCAAGUCGAACAUGAUUGGUGCCAUGCAGAUGGAUGGAUUCAAAGACGCGAAAAGAAUGGACUCCUAUGUCUUUCGUCAUUUCGCGACCUCUGCUUUCACGCAAAUGGAAAACAUGUCCAACGCUGCCUAUACAGCUCCUUCAGACAUCACCGGCGCGUGGAUGGGUACAAAGGCGACAAUGAGCAAGGCCGCGUUGGACAUUACAAGAGAAGGUGGAAACGACACCCUCUUUGUUACAUAUUUCACGGACAAUGAUCAUUUACUCCUCAUGGAAAUCCUGGACGUCAAGCAAUGCGCUUGGCCUGAACCUUCCGACAAGCUCAUGAAGCAACUAAAAACCGCUCAAGAGAGCAAGUUUGGACAUCCCGCGGAUGGUCCCCUAGUCCCAAUGAUGCAAACGCCCAAAUUCCCGCUGGUGCUGGUACGGUAUUCUUACAUGGAAGGACGCCCAAAGGGCGGUUCCCAGUUCACUCUUUUCCUCGAAUCCAAGAUCAAGAAGAGCAUGCCUCGAGCGUCGGCGAAGCAAGUACGCGAAAAACUCCAGUAUCAUAUGCAAUGCGGGGAGAAGGUUCCAGAGGCCCAUUUGCGGAUGUUUGCCCGUCUUCUGUCGUACAAUUCCGAACUCCUCGACCCAGCUUAUUCAGAAGACCUUCAGUCGCACUGGAACGGCAUAUCUCAAGCCGCAAUUAAAGAGACUAGAAUAAGCUUCUUCGUUCCUUGUCUUCGACUGCGAUGGAGGGUCCUGGAAGAGAUCGAGACCGGAGUUUCUAUCCAGCAACUGGGAACGACCUGCCAAGCUUGCGGGAAAAUAGCAAAUAAACUCAUGUGCAACUCAUGCAAAUCAGUGUAUUACUGCAAUGCGGAGUGCAACAAGGCCGACUGGCCACGACACAAAGAAGUAUGCAAAACGUCCAAGCGCCUCUUGGACGACCCAUCCAGUUUCCCCUCGGAUAGACUCUACAUUCCUGCCCGUACUUAUGUCGACCUGACACUCGAUUUUGGCUUUGCCGUAGACCAAGAGGCUAUUAAGUAUUCCGGCGGCACGGACGUAGGCGAUUCCAUCCGCAACGAGUACGGGGACGAGAGAUUCCUCCUGCGGACGCAAAUGCCUCCCGAUUACAGCCACGAAGGAGGAAAAUAUAAAGGCCAGAGCAUCUUUUGCUUUGACCGACGGAGGAGUAUCAUGGUGAGGACAUCUCCGGGCGAUCCGCCCAUGGCACGCGAGCGAGGAUGGCCACUGCGAAUCCCGUUCCACCCUGAAGGACAUAAGCGCUACACGCAAGUCAUCAAGACUAAGGGCAUACAGGGUCAGCUCAUCUAUCUAUGGGCUAAGCGCGUGGGAGAUGCGGUGGAGAUUGAUCUCGUGGAUGUACCCGACCAGAGAAAGAUAUCGUGGAAUUGAGCUGAGCCGAGCACGCAUUGGACGUGCGACACCCUCAUGUUUUCAACGCUACUGACAAGUCUCGCAUGAUAUAUUUUUGCACACUAAAAACAAGUAGCGAAUCAUCUUGUUAUAUUGUACAACAAAUAUUACGUCCCUGUAUGUUUUCGGACUUUCUCAUGGGCGUUUCGAUGUCACUCGAAAUGAUAUUGUAUUGACAAGUAACACAGACUGACAUUCUACCAAUGUUGGUCGGUCAUUUCGAGGUGGUCAGCGGGGCAAGUUUUUUGCCAAUUCGGUAAAUAUCUUGGAGCGUGGCGCCGACUUGAGUCAGCCGGAGCGCUAGUUGUCGGGUUUUUGAUAUCCUUGAUGAAAAAAUAGAUUCAAGUUGUUCAUGCCAAUUCACGCCCGUCGCAAUGGCAGGCCUUGAUAUCCAUAUAUGGUAGCUUCGUCCGCUUAAACUCCUGCGCUUAUUGAAACGUAGACCUGUAACCGGUCGUCUUCUAUAUAUAGAAGACGA